Molecule: messenger RNA, 1017 nt
Organism: Hydractinia symbiolongicarpus
Lineage: Eukaryota; Metazoa; Cnidaria; Hydrozoa; Anthoathecata; Hydractiniidae
Exons: 2
Coding region: 1-1002 (333 amino acids)
Source: RefSeq, a predicted model, not a curated record
AUGAUAAGUAGCAUUGCAGCCAAGUGUGACCUUGUAGUUGGAAAGUGGCCUUGUGGAGUUUGCAGGAAAGGGGUUGGUAGUAACUCAAUUUUUUGUCAGACUUGCAAGCAUUGGGUACAUAAGAAGUGCAGUAGUAUUAGUAGAAGGUUAAGAGCUGGCAUACAGUUUGUAUGCAAGCGUUGCAAAGGUGAGAUUAUAGAGAAUGAAGUAUUUCCAGCUUUAAUGAUGUAUAACAGUGGCUCGUUAGAGAUAGUUAAGAACUUCUGUUACUUAGGUGAUAUGUUGGGCAGUGAAGGGGGUGUUGGAAGAAGUGUUACUUGCAGGAUAGGUUCUGCUUGGAAAAAGUUUAGAGAGUUACUUCCUUUAUUGACUAGCAGAGUCCUGUCAAUUGAGGUAAAAGGUAGGUUGUAUGAGGCCUGUGUAAGAAGUGUUAUGUUGUACGGUAGUGAGACAUGGGCAGUGAAGCAGGAAGAUCUUGACCGUUUAGAAAGGAAUGAUAUGAGAAUGGUUAGGUGGAUGUGUAAUGCCAGUCUGAGAGACAGAAAGAGUUCAGAUGAGCUAAGAAGCAGGCUAAGUCUCCGUAGAAUUAAAGAUGUUAUCCAGAUAAGAAGAUUGAAUUGGCUGGGGCACUUGGAAAGAAUGGAGGAGGAUAAUUGGGUAAGAAAGUGUAGAGACUUGAUAGUUCCUGGGGCAAAGCCCAGAGGCAGACCGAGAAAGACUUGGCAGGAGGUUAUAAGGACAGACUUGAUAGAGAGGAAGUUGAGUUUAGAUCUAACACAGUCUAGAUCAGAUUGGAAGAGGGUCAUUAAUAUACCCCGUCCAACUGAUCUAGACUGUGUUAGAUCUAAACUCAACUUCCUCUCUAUCAAGUCUGUCCUUAUAACUUCCUGCCAAGUCUUUCUCGGUCUGCCUCUGGGCUUUGCCCCAGGAACUAUCAAGUCUCUACACUUUCUUACCCAAUUAUCCUCCUCCAUUCUUUCCAAGCGAAACGUCACCUACUAAACUAUCAUGUUCAAG